AUGCUCAAAUGGCUGUUAUUACUAUCUUUUAUUCCUGUAGCUGCAUCCAUGGAAUUGCAAAUUUUGCCGCAAAAUUUCAUGCUUCGAACCGAUGAUAAUAGCACAAUCCAACUGACGUUCACGAGUAACGUCACCGGGUUGCAAGACGUUUUCUUGACAUGUGCCGAUGAGAGCAUCUGCACCGUUAGCCCUCGAUUUCUGACCGCCGAUUUCUCCGCGGAAAAUCGGCACACGGUGCAAUUUAACGCUACCGUACACGGGGUGUUUCUCGGUAUCACGAAGUUGACGGUUUCUGUAUAUGAGAGGCAAUGGUCCGACUACACGAUCAAAAUCUUGCGCUCCGACUGGGAUCAUACGAAAUCGAAGAUAUUCAUGGGAGUGAUGGUCCUCUUCGUGCCUACCAUCACAUUCAUGAUGGGAACACAGCUGAAAAUUGCGAAAAUCCUCGGCAUCUGGCGACGUCCGUUUGCCCCGUGUAUCAGUCUGCUGUGUCAAUUUGGCAUCAUGCCGCUGGUUGCCUACACUUUGGCCAAGUACGUAUUAUACCCCGAAGGAGCAGCCAUCCAACUCGCUCUCUUCGCUGCCGGAACUUGCCCUGGUGGAGGGAAAAGCUCAUUUUGGACGAUCAUCUACGGCGGCAAUCUAGAUCUCUCAAUUUCACUCACUUUUGCUCAGAAUAUUUUUGCUAUCGCUGCGAUGCCAGUGUGGAUCGGGACGUUAGGCCGGGAAUUUUCUACAAAUUCCGUGUCGAUACCUUUUGUCGAUAUUCUUGAAGCACUAGCUUUCUUAUUGGUGCCAACAACGGCUGGGAUGAUAUUUAUUCACUACAAGGCGGCUCUAUACGAGAGGAUACAUGGAUGGAUUAAGAAAAUCUCGUGGGUAAUGACGAUCAUCAUGCUGGCAGUCGGGCUGUAUGUAAAUUUCUACAUCGUAUACCUGAUCACAUGGCGUAUUAUUUUGUGUGGUUGCUUGUUACCGUGGUCAGGCUAUAUCAUUGCCUUUAUCGUUGGUACUAUAUUCCGGAUGGAACUGCGGGAUAAGAUUACGAUUUCUAUUGAGACGGGCCUUCAACAUGUUUCGAUCGCGAUGGUCAUCCUGUUUGUGACAUUUCCGGAACCGGAAGUGGAUCUCGCUCUUGUCGUGCUGUUUGUGCAUGUGAUGAUGACUGAUAAGCCGCUCCUAAUCGGCUACGGCUGCAUGCUGCUCUACCGGAAAUUCACCUCAAAACCGGCCGAAGAUCUGGAAAAUGAGAAAAAGGUGCCGAUCAAGGAGACGUUCACGGAGAUUACGCUGGCUGACAAGGCUCAGGAUAAGCCGCUCGCCACCAUCUACGGGUCAAAUGUCACGCUCACGAACGAGCGGAUAAAUACGAUAUUU
Molecule: messenger RNA, 1377 nt
Organism: Mesorhabditis spiculigera
Lineage: Eukaryota; Metazoa; Nematoda; Chromadorea; Rhabditida; Rhabditidae
Source: the annotation of a GenBank genome assembly